AUGGCCGCCGGGGAAAGAAACGAGACUGCGGCCGCGGCGGCGACAGCGCCAUUGCUUGCGCUGGCGAGGGGCAAGGAGCGUUGCCCCGCUUGCAGGCUGGCGGAGAUCAACAUGGCCAGCACCAGCAUCCCCUACCGCAAUUUCUUCUACGUCUGGGUCGUCUGCCUCUGCGCAUCGCUACCAAUCCAGUCAUUGUUUCCCUAUCUAUACUUCAUGAUUAGAGACUUGAACGUUGCAAAGCAAGAGGAGGAUAUUGGGUUCUACGCUGGUUUUGUCGGGGCUACUUAUUUUCUUGGAAGAACCAUCAGUGCUGUGCCAUGGGGCAUGUUUGCUGACAAGUAUGGCAGGAAGCCCUGCAUUGUAAUCAGUAUCCUUUCAGUGAUCGUAUUUAACACCCUCUUCGGCCUUAGCACGACUUACUGGAUGGCAAUUGUAACUAGGGGUCUACUUGGGUUACUUUGUGGUAUAUUAGGACCAAUCAAGGCCUAUGCUUCGGAAGUUUGCAGGAAAGAGCACCAAGCCCUAGGAAUUUCUCUUGUUACAUCUUCUCGAGCAAUAGCCCUUGUUGUUGGACCAGCCAUUGGAGGAUUUCUUGCACAGCCUGCAAAGAGGUUCCCAAAUCUUUUCUCGGAGGAAUCCAUAUUUGGAAGGUUUCCAUACUUCCUCCCUUGCUUCGUCAUAUCAGUUCUAGCAGCAGGAGCAUGUGUAGCGUGCAUUUGGCUUCCGGAAACUCUGCACAUGCACCAUGAUGACAAAACUAUUGAUACGAUGGAGGCACAAGUAUGGAGAAUGGCAUCUACAAAGAGCCUGCUAAAGAACUGGCAAUUGAUGUCAGCAAUAACCCUCUACUGUGUCUUUUCUCUCCAUGAUACAGCUUAUCUCGAGAUAUUUUCGCUCUGGGCCGUCAGCAGCAGAAAAUACCGGGGACUGAGUUUUACAUCUCAGGAUGUUGGUACAGUGCUAGCUAUCUCGGGUCUUGGUGUUUUAGUGUACCAGCUUACGAUUUAUCCAUUCCUUGCCAAGUAUGCUGGGUUAAUCAAGCCAUUCCGUUCUGCAGCGGUAUUGUCUAUACUUCUCCUUGCAACAUAUCCAUUCAUGGCCAACCUGUAUGGUAUGGAGCUCAAAGUACUCAUCAACAUAGCUUCGCUUCUGAAAAAUGUGUUUGCUGCGACCAUUACUAUUGCGUGCAACAUUCUGCAGAACACGGCGGUGGCACAAGAACAAAGGGGUGUUGCAAAUGGAAUCUCUGUGACUCUGAUGUCUAUCUUCAAAGCAGCAGCUCCAGCAGCAGCAGGAAUUUUGUUUUCAUGGGCCCAGAAGAACAUAACUGGGUUGUUCUUACCAGGUGAUCAGAUUCUGUUCUGGUUGCUGAACAUGGUGUCAGUUCUCGGGCUCUCGUUGACGUUCAGUCCGUUUUUCUCUAUGCCUAGUGCGAUGAAAUGA
Messenger RNA from Lolium rigidum, 1443 nucleotides. RefSeq names its product probable peptide/nitrate transporter At3g43790. The record is from RefSeq and is a predicted model, not a curated record. Gene Ontology annotation, molecular function: transmembrane transporter activity. NCBI's taxonomy places the organism in Eukaryota, Viridiplantae, Streptophyta, Magnoliopsida, Poales, Poaceae. The coding region runs from base 1 to 1443 and encodes 480 amino acids. The transcript has 18 exons. Gene Ontology annotation, biological process: transmembrane transport.